Molecule: messenger RNA, 1089 nt
Organism: Mytilus trossulus (common blue mussel)
Lineage: Eukaryota; Metazoa; Mollusca; Bivalvia; Mytilida; Mytilidae
Product: 17-beta-hydroxysteroid dehydrogenase type 2-like
Exons: 7
Biological process (GO): steroid metabolic process
Cellular component (GO): intracellular membrane-bounded organelle
Molecular function (GO): oxidoreductase activity
Source: RefSeq, a predicted model, not a curated record
UGUUUUAUACAUGCAGAGAUAGUAUUGAAAAUUACGUACAGUUACGUUGAUUCAAAGUUCAAAGAGGUUUUGCCUGUGGACAAGAAAGCUGUUCUUAUUACUGGAUGCGAUACGGGUUUUGGACACUUCAUCGCUGUUCGAUUAGCUAAAGAUGGCUUUAUAGUGUUUGCUGGUGUAUUAGAUAUAAAUUGCAAAGGAGCAAACAAAUUAAAGAAUAGAAAGUUACCCAAUCUGCAUUUAAUACAGUUAGAUGUCACAAAAUCAGUCGAAAUACAGAAUGCAGUUGAUAAUGUUCAAAAAAUAGGCACAGGUUUAUGGGGAGUUAUAAACAACGCAGGAUUUGGUAUACCCGGAGACAUCGAGUUCUGUUUACUAGACCAUUAUAGAAAAUGUCAGGAAGUUAAUCUGAACGGUCAAAUCGCAAUCGUCAAAGCUUUUCUACCAAUGAUUCGAAAAUCUAAAGGCAGAAUUGUGAAUGUAUCCAGUGUAGCUGGCAGGUUUUCAUGGCCAGGUCUUUCAAACUACAAUAUUACUAAACAUGGAGUAGAGACAUUCACUGAUUCCUUACGAUUAGAAAUGGGAAAGUUUGGCGUGGGCGUAUCUAUGAUAGAACCUGGAGCGUUUUCACAUGCUACUGGGUUUGCUUCGGAUGAAGUGUGUGAACGGUUGAAAAAAAAUAUUGAUGACAUGUGGAAUGCGUCUACACCGGAAAUGAAAGAAACCUAUGGUGAAAAGUACCCGUAUUUGAUGUACCAGAUGUUUUUAGGGCUCAACUCAGAAUAUACUGACGCCAAUGCGGAAGAAAAUGUCGUUCCUAUAAUGGAUGUAAUGGUUGAUGCCUUAGUCAAUAUUAGUCCUAAACCACGAUAUCUUGUUGCUGGUGGAACUGGCUUGUGUGACAUAUAUGUCCUAUAUGCUAUCCUCUGUCCAUAUUUGCCAGAGUUCAUCUCGGAUUAUUUCAUAAGCCGUCAUACAGGAUGUUAUAAAUCCAUAUCUGAACAAACCAAUUAGUCUAUAUACAUAUGAUGUUGUUAGUGAAGAAAUUUAUAGAUAAAUAUGACAAUCAUUAAUAAUGUAAUUGAUAUAUAA